Molecule: messenger RNA, 3735 nt
Organism: Symbiodinium necroappetens
Lineage: Eukaryota; Dinophyceae; Suessiales; Symbiodiniaceae
Source: the annotation of a GenBank genome assembly
AUGGACAUAUGGACAAGCCCACAGGCAUCGGCCCAAAGCCAUCGCACCAUCACGGAGCCAUUCUCGACCAGCGUCGGAUCAGUGGUCCGCGCCGCGCUGGGUUUUCUAGGGCGAUUCAGCCCCGCAGUUGAGACAACGGAGAGCGAAAUCGAGCUACUCCAACAGCGGCUUCAGGGCUGUGGCUUUUCAAUGGGGCAGGUACAGUUGGAGCAGCUGCAAUACGAUGGCAUUCGGUGGAUCAUGGAACGCGAGCAGUCGGCUGGAUGGAAGGGCGGAAUUCUCGCAGACGAGAUGGGAUUGGGCAAGACGGUGCAAAUGCUGUGUGCAAUUGCAACGAACAAAGUCCCGACGCUUGUCGUCUGUCCCCUGUCCGCCUUUGAGUCGUGGAAGGAGGAUGUGCGCAAUUUUUUUGCGCCCGGGACCUUUGCGCUCACCGACUUCCACCACUUGAAGAAGUUGCCACAUCCUUUGCCUUCAAACUCCUUGAUCUUGGUGAACCCUGAACUGCUGGGACGCGAUGUUUGGGCCAAGCCGCCUGAAGCAAAGGCUGCACGAGAGGUGAACUUGAAGUCGAAGCUGCUGAAUGCGCCUUUUCAGCGAAUCAUCUGUGACGAGGCACAGUUCCUGAAGAAUCUGAUGUCACCAAAGGGUCAGAACAUCAAUGCCAAAGCUUGCGAUUGCAUUGCAGCCAAAGCCAGCAUUCGCUGGUGCAUGACUGGGACACCCAUCGAGAACGGCAUCAAGGACUAUCUGUCCCUGCUAACGUUUCUGAAAGCCGAGCCCUUCUGCCGUCCGGACUGGUUCCAUCAUCACGUAGAAAGACAUGUGGGAACUGAGUUCGUUCAAGAUCCGCGCUUUGCGCAGUGCUUCCGCGAGACCGUCCUGCGACGCAGCAAGGCAUCACUGCAGAACCUGCCAGAGACCCACUUCCACUUGCUUGAAAGCUCAAUGGACCCAACGGAGAAGGAGCAGGAAGCGGCAUUGCUGGAUGAGGAGGAGUCGGGGUUGGUUCGUCAGUUGCGCUCGGGCCAAGCUGCCGGCUCGCUGGCGAUGCCUCGUUCCAGUGUGCAGGACCUCCAGGAGAUCCAGGCGCUCUCGCUCGACGAGCUUAAAGACCGGGCCCGGAAACCUUGCGAGCUUGGUGGUUUGGGCCAGGAGCUGCGGCCACCGUCGCAGGAGGAAGAGGCUCAGCGGCAAUGGUGCUUGAGCAAGUUCUGCUUCGAGAGAGCUUGGAUCGAAGCCGACAAGGAGAAGCUCUUGAAGUCGAGCAAAUGGACAUCACUCGAAAGCACUUUGCGCAAGAUCUGGAAUGCGCGGGUCAGGGAUGCAGAGCUGGAAUGUGCAUGGAGACGCGACGAGAAGCAGUUUUCCGAUCCUUGGCGCUCAGAUGCAGUGUACUGGACAAAGCUGGACACCCACGAGAACACGAAAGUGGUGCUUAUCUCGCGGUUUUCCACUCGCAGCUUCGAAUUGGCGGCGAAGUUGAUGAGCAAGCUGAACAUUAGGUAUUGCAAGAUCGACCAGUCUGUUGCGCCGGAAGAUCGUGGCAAAAUUAUCGACAGCUUCAACAAUGACCCAGCUGUGAAGGUCAUGCUUCUGGGCAUGAAGUGCGGAGGGUCAGGUAUCAACCUUCCGGGCGCACAGGUGGCGAUUCUGAUGGAUUCGUGGUGGACUCCCGCGGCGGAGCAGCAGGCCAUCAACCGCAUUCAUCGCUUGAACUCGGCGCACAAGCAUGUCUACUUCGUCAAGCUCUUCUCUCGCAAUAACGACACCGAACAAAGGCUCUUCGCAUGCCAGCGGUGUAAGGCAGUCCUAGAUCCACCAGCAGAAGCUACGCGUUUGUCAGCAGACUCUGGGGCCCGUCACCGUCUCUUGAGCGCAGUGACGACAGAUCUGGAGAACUUUUCCUGCCUGAGCGAUAGCCUCAGCCUGGCAUCCGUUACUUUUGCAGCUGCAGAUCUCUUAGUCGGACAAGCUUAUGAUGCUAAUGAGCAGCGAUUCGUGUGGCGAUCCGGAAGAGAUGCGCGAAUGGGGGAUGAGGUCCCUUUGCAGAAGCUGGACACCGCCCAGCUCCAGGCACGCGGCGACCUCUCGCAUUUCGGGCUCAAACGUGGCUGCGUAGGUUGGCAUCACAACACCUUGUUGGAUGGCGAGCUCGUUCUUGAUGUUGUAGAGGAGGGAAAGACCGCCCUCCGAUACCUGGUGUAUGAUGCGAUGCACAUCUGUGGCGAGGACUUGACGCACCGGACGCUGAUAUAUCGACUGCAGAAGGCUCUUUACGAGGUGAUUCUUCCGAAGGAGCAACUGUCAGCUCUCCGUGGGUCCGCAGACAACGUGCAGCUGAUGUUGAAGGACUUCUUUGAGCUGUGGCAGCUCGGCGAAGUCACGGCCAUCGCCUCGGAGCUUCCACACGGAACCGAUGGCCUUGUCUUCACGCCCGUCAUGGUCCCUUACGUGCCGGGGACGGUCCCAGCCUUGCUCAAAUGGAAGCCCGCCGAGAUGAACACCGUCGAUUUCAAGCUGCAGGUCAUCCAGGAAGGAGACUCGACACGAAAUAUGCACGUGAAGUUGCUCGUCGGCUUCAAGCAAAGGGACGCUUGGCAGGUGAAGCACACUGGUCACUGGCUGGCGAAGAUGGGGGACAUGUUCAAAAAGCUGAGGGAGGAUCCUGCUGCCUUCGAUGGCAAGAUCGCAGAGUGCAAGUGGAAUGCAUCGGCUAAGACCUUCACACCUUCAGACCAGUUGAAGUUCACAGUAAACGGCACCUGGGAAGACGGUGGUUGGGUGCUGCAACGUCUGAGAGAGCUUCUUGGAUCAAUUCUCGGUGCUAGCGGUGGCAGAAUGUUCGGGCGCUUUUCAUGCUGGUCGCCGCCUCCUGUACGACCACAGUAUGACCCACUCGAGGAACUGCAGCAGGACAUAAACCUUCAUGACUUGCCAGCACUCCGACAAAGAGGACCAAACUACUACUGGGGCCCCUGGCUAUGCUUAGUAGUGGUCUUUGCCUUCAUCUUUGAGUCUGUGGGACUUCCCACGAUGGCGAGCCAGAACUAUGACAGCCCUUUCUUGGACAUGGUGGUGCUUCCAGUUGUGUGGAUUGCUGCCUUCGCAGCGGUUUUCACGCUGGUCUCCAUCGUAUUCGGCGACACAGGAGAGAUUCGCCGAAGUGAAGCUUCCUGCUAUCCAAUUCCUGACCGUGCCAGAGCACUGAUUUUGUUGGGCAGCAGCAAAUCUGAAGACACCCCCAACAUUGCUGGCCUGGAUGGCCAGUCGUACUGCACACGCUGCUGCGUCUGGCGCCCAGAGGGCUCCCACCAUUGCAGCACCUGCCAGCGCUGCGUAACAGGCUUCGAUCAUCAUUGCAGCUUCUUCGGCCGCUGCAUCACAAGACGCAACAUGUGCAGCUUUCGAACGAUCAUCGGCCUAUUUUUCGUCGGUGCUGCUGCGCAGAUGAUCACCGUGGCGAUAACUAACUCAGCUCCGGCGCGAUCCCCAUCAACAUCACCGCAUGCCACUGCAAGCACCGCGAUGGAGCCUGUCGCGGGCAUCGGCUCCAUGAUCUUCCAUGCAGCGCCGUUGGUAAAACCAACGGGGAGCCGGGGGAAGGUGUGCGCAAAGUUCGCACAGGACAAGAGCUUGCCCAACGAUUUACGGACGGCGAAGCGGGUGGUGGAGUCCAUCCAGGACGACUUGAAUGAGGAGGCUCAGGCGACUUGCUCAGCCGACUUUAGCUAG